ACAUAACUGUAAAAAUGUCUCAUUUUGUCGUGUUUUUUUUUUAGGAGAAAGGAGGGAUCAUCUCAUUUUUUUUAUUUUUUUUUUCUCUUAUCUUCAUCAACGUGACCCAUCAUCAUCAUCAUCACCCCAAACGCCCGCCACCCCAUCGCCAUGCUGUCCAACGCCGUCCCCAACGCCACAUUCAAAGGCCCCGCCGACUCUACAGGAAGCAGAAUGCGAGACAACGCGGUACGGGACUUGGACCUGAUGACGGACCAGGCUAACUGCACCUCGUCUGCGCACGCCAAGCUAGCACGGAAGCGGAAGCAACUUCCUGUAGAAAGCUGCAUUUCCUUCAACAACGAGGGCGCCAGGCUGGCACCGCCUUCGUCCUACAACGGCGACGUGGGCGGGCACAGAGACGGGACGUCCGACGCCAAGGCGGAGAGGACGGAAGUGAAGAACGGGGUCCUCAGGGAGCCUUGGUCGUCUUCAUCACUAUCCUCCUCUUCCUCCUCCUGCCGAGCAGAGGACCACACCCAGGACCAGAGUCCCUCUCAGGGAGACAGACUCCGGCAGGACGGCGAGCGGGACAACCGGGUGACGCCGCACCAGAAGCGAGGGAGACGGAAACUGGAGCGCCCGACUAAAUAUGUGGAGCACACAGACGAGGACGGGAGUGAAGAGAUGAAAAUGGAGGGAGGUGGUGAGAGGCUGCGAGGGGGCGUGGCCUGGGAAGUCAGCCUUCGCCAGAGGCCCGUGCCCAGAGUUACCUUCCAGGCUGGCGACCCUUAUUACAUUAGCAAGCGGACCAGAGAGGAGUGGCUGGCCAAGUGGAAGAUGGAGGCAGAGAAAAAGUCCAAACUGAUGCCAGCGAUGGACUCGACCAACAACCCCGAGGAGGAGAAGGAGGAAGAAGAGACGCAGAAACAGGAAGUCUCCCCAAGUCCGUGUUCGCCAUCCCCCAGACCGCCGCAGUCGCACAGUCCGCCUCAGCGUCCGUCGCCGUCACAGCCGUCACCACAACAACAACAUCAGCAACAGCCUACUGACCCCGCCUCCCCCACCGUAGCCACCGCCCCCGAGCCCGCCUCCAUCACAGGUGGCGACAAGACUUCCCCCAAGUCCGGAGACACUGAACCCGAGUACGAGGACGAUCGGGGUUUCGGCAUCGGAGAUCUGAUCUGGGGGAAGCUGCGAGGGUUCUCGUGGUGGCCGGGACGCAUCGUGUCCUGGUGGAUGACGGGGCGCAGCAGGGCCGUGGAGGGGACCAGAUGGGUCAUGUGGUUCGGGGACGGGAAAUUCUCAGUGGUUUGUGUUGAGAAACUCUUGCCUUUCAGUUCCUUCAACAUGGCCUUCCACCAGGCGACCUACAGCAAGCAGCCCAUGUACAGGAAGGCCAUCUACGAGGUGCUCCAGGCGGCGGGCAGCCGAGCGGGCAAGAAGUUCGCCGCGUGUCCCGACAGCGAGGAGACGGAGACGUCCAAGUCUGUGGAGGUCCUGAACAAGGAGAUGAUCGCUUGGGCUUUGGCGGGAUUCCAGCCCGCAGGACCCAAAGGUUUGGAGCCGCCGGAAGAGGAGCGUAACCCGUACAAGGAGGUCUACACGGAAAUGUGGGCGGAGCCUGAAGCGGCGGCCUACACGCCCCCGCCGGCUAAAAGGCCUCGCAAAAGCACGUCGGAGAAACCCAAGAACAAGGACGUGGUCGACGAAAGGACGCGAGAGCGACUCAUUCACGACGUGAGACAGAAGAUCCACAACAUCGAGGACAUUUGUAUCUCCUGUGGAAGUCUGCACGUGAGCAUCGAACACCCGCUCUUUGCCGGAGGAAUGUGCCUGGGCUGCAAGAACUGCUUCCUGGAGUGUGCUUACCAGUACGACGACGAUGGCUACCAGUCCUACUGCACCAUCUGCUGCGGCGGGCGUGAGGUGCUCAUGUGCGGGAACAACAACUGCUGCCGGUGUUUCUGCGUGGAGUGCAUCAACCUCCUGGUGGGUCAAGGGGCGGCCCACGCCGCCAUCAACGAGGACCCCUGGAACUGCUUCAUGUGCGGCCAGAAGGGGGCGUACGGCCUGCUGCUGCGCCGCACAGACUGGCCCUGCCGUCUCCAGCACUUCUUCGCCAACAACCACGACCAGAAUUUUGAAUCGCCAAAGCUGUACGCCCCGGUGGUGGUGGAGAAGAGGAAGCCCAUUCGGGUGUUGUCGCUAUUUGACGGCAUUGCAACAGGGCUGCUGGUGCUGCGAGACCUGGGCAUCGAGGUGGGACGCUACGUGGCCUCGGAGGUGUGCGAGGACUCCAUCACGGUGGGCAUCGUCCGCCAUCAAGGUCGCAUCAUGUACGUGGGCGACGUGAGGACCGUGACACGCAAACACAUACAAGAGUGGGGUCCUUUUGACCUGGUGAUCGGAGGAAGUCCUUGCAAUGACCUCUCUAUCGUCAACCCUGCCAGGAAAGGCCUUUAUGAGGGAACCGGGCGCCUGUUUUUCGAGUUCUACAGACUGCUGCACGAGGCUCGGCCCAAGACGGGCGAAGAGCGACCUUUCUUCUGGCUCUUUGAGAACGUGGUGGCCAUGGGCGUCAGUGACAAGAGGGACAUAUCCCGCUUUCUAGAGUGCAACCCGGUGAUGAUCGACGCCAAGGAGGUGUCGGCCGCUCACCGCGCUCGCUACUUCUGGGGGAACCUCCCCGGCAUGAACAGGCCUCUGACGGCCAUGUGCAGUGACAGGUUGGACCUGCAGGACUGUUUGGAACACGGGAGAACCGCUAAGUUUGACAAGGUGAGGACCAUCACCACCAGGUCCAACUCUGUCAAGCAGGGCAAGGACCAGCACUUCCCUGUCUUCAUGAACGACAAGGAGGACAUCUUGUGGUGCACCGAGAUGGAGAGGGUGUUUGGCUUCCCAGUCCACUACACAGACGUGUCCAACAUGAGCAGGCUGGCCCGCCAGAGGCUGCUGGGUCGCUCCUGGAGUGUUCCUGUCAUCAGACACCUCUUUGCUCCACUCAAAGAUUACUUUGCCUGCCUGUGAGCGACACGAGCGCUCACUCGCACACUUUUUCUUUUCUUUCUUCUCUCAACUUCAACUGUAAGUGGAGCCUCAGAUGAUCAUUUACUCUAUUUAAUGUUGUCUAGCAGUGUUAAGACUAUGCCUUCUUCUCAUGACACCUGUUGGCCAGCGUCGCAAGGCACACAGCAGCGGAUCACAAAUACCUCUUUGCUUACUGUUAGUACACAGGUGAAGCUAAUAAGACGGUGCUAGUAGUACUACUGUAACACCAUGCUGGUGACAUCAUCCACAUGCAGCUCUUGAGCCUUUCCCACUGGUGCUCUUGAACCUCUCACUUGAAGAUAACAUCUACUUUUUGCACAUGCUAAC
Nerophis lumbriciformis (worm pipefish) is the source of this 3360-nucleotide messenger RNA. It is a transcript of the gene dnmt3ab, whose product is annotated as DNA (cytosine-5-)-methyltransferase 3 alpha b. Gene Ontology annotation, molecular function: methyltransferase activity; zinc ion binding. The record is from RefSeq and is a predicted model, not a curated record. Gene Ontology annotation, cellular component: nucleus; cytoplasm. Gene Ontology annotation, biological process: negative regulation of DNA-templated transcription. Lineage: Eukaryota; Metazoa; Chordata; Actinopteri; Syngnathiformes; Syngnathidae.